Messenger RNA from Macaca mulatta (Rhesus monkey), 3151 nucleotides. It is a transcript of the gene ADGRF4, whose product is annotated as adhesion G protein-coupled receptor F4. The record is from RefSeq and is a predicted model, not a curated record. Gene Ontology annotation, molecular function: G protein-coupled receptor activity. Gene Ontology annotation, biological process: adenylate cyclase-activating G protein-coupled receptor signaling pathway; cell surface receptor signaling pathway. NCBI's taxonomy places the organism in Eukaryota, Metazoa, Chordata, Mammalia, Primates, Cercopithecidae. Gene Ontology annotation, cellular component: membrane.
GUUCUUCCAUCAUUCUAUCUUCUUCUGUAGAAAAGUUAACAGUUGAGAGAAAUUAUUUUCUUUCAUACAUUUUAGCUGGCUUGAAAAUAGAUAUUGGUGUGCUUUUCCGGGGCCGGCUGCUUUGGUGUGACUAUCUCAGAAUAUCCGGUGGGUUCACUAAGGAGUUGGUUAGCCUGAUAAGUAUUGUUAGUUGCAUGAAGGUAUCACCUUCAGGUGGGUAUGCCUUCUUUCUCUAUUGCAGGUAAAGAUCCUCAUGUAUGAAAAUGAAGUCCCAGGCAACCAUGAUUUGCUGCUUAAUGUUCUUUCUGUCCACAGAAUGUUCCCACUAUAGAUCCAAGAUUCACCUAAAAGCUGGAGAUAAACUUCAAAGCCCUGAAGGGAAACCCAAGACUGGAAGGAUCCAAGAGAAAUGCCAUGGACCUUGUAUCUCUUCUUCCAACUGCAGCCGGCCCUGUGCUAAGGACUUUCGUGGAGAAAUAGGAUUUACGUGUAAUCAAAAAAAGUGGCAAAAAUCAACCGAAACAUGUACAAGUCUUUCUGUGGAAAAACUCUUUAAGGACUCAACUGGUGCAUCUCGCCUUUCUGUAGCAGCAGCAUCUAUACCCCUGCACAUUCUAGACUUUCGGGCUCCUGAGACCAUUGAGAAUGUAGCUCAAGGAAUCCGUAAGAACUGCCCCCUUGAUUACGCCUGCAUCAUUGAUGUUGUGAAAUCAUCAGAAACGACAUCUGGAAAUAUUGCAUUUAUAGUGGAGUUAUUAAAAAAUAUUUCUACAGACUUGUCUGAUGAUGUUACUCGAGAGAAAAUGAAGAGCUAUAGUGAAGUGGCCAACCACAUCCUGGACACGGCAGCCAUUUCAAAUUGGGCUUUCAUUCCCAACAAAAAUGCCAGCUCGGAUUUGUUGCAGUCAGUGAAUUUGUUUGCCAGGCACCUCCACAUCCACAAUAAAUCUGAGAACAUUGUGAAUGAACUCUUCAUUCAGACAAAAGGGUUUCACAUCAACCAUAAUACCUCAGAGAAGAGCCUCAAUUUCUCCAUGAGCACAAACAAUACUACAGAAGAUAUCUUAGGAAUGGUACAGAUUCCCAGGCAAGAGCUAAGGAAGCUGUGGCCAAAUGCAUCCCGAGCCAUUAGCAUAGCUUUCCCAACCUUGGGAGCUAUCCUGAGAGAAGCCCACUUGCAAAAUGUGAGUCUUCCCAGACCGGUAAAUGGUCUGGUCCUAUCAGUGGUUUUACCAGAAAAGUUGCAAGAAAUCGUACUCACCUUCGAAAAGAUCAAUAAAAGCCGCAAUGCCAGAGCCCAGUGUGUUGGCUGGCACUCCAAGAAAAGGAGAUGGGAUGAGAAAGCAUGCCAAAUGAUAUCGGAUAUCAAGAACGAAGUGAAAUGCCGCUGUAACUACACCAGUACAGUGAUGUCUUUUUCCAUUCUAAUGUCCCCCAAAUCAAUGACGGACAAAGUUCUGGACUACAUCACCUGCAUUGGGCUCAGCGUCUCAAUCCUAAGCUUGGUUCUUUGCCUGAUCAUUGAAGCCACGGUGUGGUCCCGGGUGGUGGUGACGGAGAUAUCAUACAUGCGUCACGUGUGCAUCGUGAAUAUAGCAGUGUCCCUUCUGACUGCCAAUGUGUGGUUUAUCAUAGGCUCUAACUUUAACCCUAAGGCCCAGGACUCCAACGUGUGUGUUGCAGUGACAUUUUUCAGCCACUUUUUCUACCUCUCUCUGUUUUUCUGGAUGCUCUUCAAAGCACUGCUUAUCAUUUAUGGAAUAUUGGUCAUUUUCCGUAGGAUGAUGAAGUCCCGAAUGAUGGUCAUUGGCUUUGCCAUUGGCUAUGGGUGCCCAUUGAUCAUUGCUGUCACCACAGUUGCUAUCACAGAGCCAAAGAAAGGCUACAUGAGACUCGAGGCCUGUUGGCUUAACUGGGACAAUACCAAAGCCCUUUUAGCGUUUGCCAUCCCGGCAUUGGUCAUUGUGGCUGUGAAUCUCAUUGUGGUUUUGGUUGUUGCCAUCAACACUCAGAGGCCCUCUAUUGGCAGUUCCAAGUCUCAGGAUGUGGCCAUAAUUAUGAGGAUCAGCAAAAAUGUUGCCAUCCUCACUCCACUGCUGGGACUGACCUGGGGUUUUGGAAUAGCCACUCUCAUAGAAGGCACUUCCUUGACAUUCCAUAUAAUUUUUGCCUUGCUCAAUGCUUUCCAGGGUUUUUUCAUCCUGCUGUUUGGAACCAUUAUGGAUCACAAGAUAAGAGAUGCUUUGAGGAUGAGGAUGUCUUCAUUGAAGGGGAAAUCAAGGGCAGCUGAGAAUGCAUCAUUAAGCCCAACCAAUGGAUCUGAAUUAAUGAAUCGUCAAGGAUGAAAUGCUGCCCCAUUUCUGAUGGAUGUCCUGAGACCAAGAGGGGAGAUUGGGAGAAAGAGGACAUGGAAAGCAGGCUGGAGUGAGGAGGAAUGGUCAUGCUUCCUUGGAAUACUUUCUCUUCUUGUCAGGAGUGACUCCAAAGCUCUUGGUCUGCUGAAGAAAAACUGAGGAUAUCAUUUGCUGACUGAGCUUUAAGGAGGGUGAUUUAUGGACCCUUUGACCUACCUGCGCCCUGCAAGAGGCUGGCUUCUUGGUCAAUCUUAGCCGUUUUAUGGUCUCCUGGGCCAGUUGGGGGCUGUGGGGCCCUGCUGGGCUUGGUUGUCUUUCACUUCUGAGGCCUGCUGUGUGGCUCCAUAGCUCAGUCCUCCAUCACUCUGCGUGGAUCUUGGGUACUUUCGACAGUGAGGGUUAGAUCCAAUUUUAGGAGUAGGGUUGGGGGUGUGAGUGGUAGCGUGGGGUGGCAGGAGGAACAAUGAGUCUACUUUGGAGACAGUUAAGUCAUGGUACGUUUCCUAAAGAUAGGGAACAGAAGAAAAGUAAGAGAACUGUUUCAUAUGCUAAUUUUUUUAGUGUAUUUUAGACCUUGAGUAAACUAAUUUAGCUUCUAGGAUCCAAGUUUCCUUAUUUGUGAAACAGGAAAAAAAAAAAUUCUUGUAGGUAUUACUAUUUGUGUGUUUGUGUCUACCUGCAUGUGUUUGUGUUUGUGUGUGUGUGUGUGUGUGUGUCUUUUAAAAAUACUAUAUAUAAAGAAGAUUCUGGUUGUUAUUUUAGAUGUAAAAAUGAAUAUAUGUACCUUUCACAACUUG